Manihot esculenta (cassava) is the source of this 1819-nucleotide messenger RNA. Its product is annotated as beta-glucosidase 13. NCBI's taxonomy places the organism in Eukaryota, Viridiplantae, Streptophyta, Magnoliopsida, Malpighiales, Euphorbiaceae. Bases 486 to 1700 code for a protein of 404 amino acids. The transcript has 10 exons. Gene Ontology annotation, molecular function: beta-glucosidase activity. Gene Ontology annotation, biological process: carbohydrate metabolic process. The record is from RefSeq and is a predicted model, not a curated record.
CCAUAAUUUUUUUUAUAAACAAAGUUGGUUAGAGCUAACCUAGUACGCCGGCCGGCGAUCAACUCCACUGAUGUUUCUUCUCUUAAACGAAACAGUUUUAUCUAAGACAUAAUAUAGAUAUUAAUCAAAAGACAAUGCAGUAAUUUAUCUAAAAUAACAAGUUACUAGGUCACGUGAAAACUACAGGUCUCCAUUAUCUAUUUUUCAGUUUCUUGCUUGCUUGCUCAGUGGCUCACAGUCAUCAAGGUACGCCGGCCACCAACACUAAGGGUGCUUAUUCUCUUAAGCGAAACAGUUUUCCGGCAGAUUUUGUGUUUGGGACUGCAUCGUCAGCCUAUCAGUAUGAAGGUGCUGCAUCUGAAGAUGGUAAAGGACCUAGCAUAUGGGAUACCUUCACUCGGAGAUAUCCAGGGGCGAUCAAGGACAACAGUAGUGGAAAGAUUGCAGACGACUCAUAUCAUAGGUACAAGGAAGAUGUGGCUCUAAUGAAAGGAUUAGGUUUUGAUGCUUAUAGAUUUUCUAUCUCCUGGCCUAGAAUUUUGCCUUUUGGUCAUGUUAGUGGAGGAAUAAAUCAAAAGGGUAUUGAUUACUACAACAAUCUCAUCAAUGAACUCUUGUCAAAUGGAAUCAAACCUUUUGUGACUCUAUUCCACUGGGAUGUUCCACAAGCCCUUGAAGAUGAAUAUGAUAGUUUUUUAAGCCCCAAAAUUGUCAAAGACUUUAGAGACUACGCAGAAUUAUGCUUUAGCAAAUUCGGAGAUAGGGUUAAGCACUGGAUUACGUUAAAUGAGCCACUAUCCUAUGCUGGUACUGUAUAUGUAGUUGGUAGAUGUUCAAAGUCCUUCUCUACAAACUGCAGCGGAGGUGAUUCCAGUACUGACCCAUACACAGUUGGCCACUACCAGCUUCUUGCUCAUGCUGCUGCAGUUGAAGUCUACAGAAAAAAGUUCCAGAAGUCUCAAAAAGGCCAAAUUGGGAUUACCUUGAAUGCCGGUUGGUUUGUGCCCUUCACCGAGUCAAGUAAUGACCAUAAAGCAGCAUCUAGAGCCAUUGCUUUUCAAUAUGAUUGGUUUAUGGAACCACUAAAGUCCGGUUCAUACCCUAUUGAUAUGGUUAAGCUUGUGGGAAAACGAUUGCCAACCUUCUCUGAAAAGGAAGCUUCAUUGGUUGAGGGAUCUUUUGAUUUCAUUGGAGUAAACUACUACACUGCAAAUUAUGCAAAGGAUGUUCCUUGCAAAAACAACAGCUUCAGCUACUUAACAGACUCUUGUGUCAAUGUUUCAUCCUGUAGAAAUGGGGUUCCAAUUGGCAAUAAGAGUGGGUCAAGUUGGCUUUAUGUUUACCCAAGAGGGAUUCAAGAUCUUCUGCUCUAUACCAAGUACAAGUUUGAUGAUCCUGUCAUCUACAUAACUGAGAAUGGAGUUAGUGAGUUGAAUACUGGUUCGGUUUCUCUAGAGGAUAACCUUAGGGUAGAUUACUACCGUGAGCAUUUGUCUUACCUUGAAAAUGCAAUGGCAAUUGGCGUCAAUGUUAAGGGAUUCUUUGCAUGGUCAUUAUUGGACAAUUUUGAAUGGAAUUAUGGUUAUACAGUUCGAUUCGGUUUGAUAUUUAUAGACUACAAGGAUGGAUUGAAAAGGCAUCCAAAAAAAUCAGCAAAUUGGUUCAAAGACUUUCUUGCUCCUGGGAAUCACACAGCAUAGGAUGAGGAACUUUGAAGCUUUAGUUCAAGGAAACUUGCAAUUUAAAUUGCAACUCUGUUUUCUAUCAAGUGUAGUUGUUUGUAACUCAAACUUUUAUCCUUUAUAUGUUUCAAGUCUGA